Messenger RNA from Platichthys flesus (European flounder), 2844 nucleotides. RefSeq names its product G1 to S phase transition 1, like (gene gspt1l). The transcript has 14 exons. The coding region runs from base 203 to 1936 and encodes 577 amino acids. Gene Ontology annotation, biological process: translation. Gene Ontology annotation, cellular component: translation release factor complex. NCBI's taxonomy places the organism in Eukaryota, Metazoa, Chordata, Actinopteri, Pleuronectiformes, Pleuronectidae. The record is from RefSeq and is a predicted model, not a curated record. Gene Ontology annotation, molecular function: GTPase activity; translation release factor activity; GTP binding.
CUGGAUACGCGCUUCACUAAACUCUUCCUAGAUCAAGCGACACACGUUUCGAAGCCUCGACGCAGAAGGACACAUCACUAGAUAACAUCACAGUGAGGGUUGGAGACUCUCGAUCGCUCCGAGGUUAAAGCUUAGCUACGGGAUCUGGGCGGACAUCAACAUACACCCUCAAACCUCACAGAGAAGUUAAAAUCUAGGACCCAUGAUGGACGCUAGAGACACUGCCCCUGAUUCCUGGGAACAAGAGGAAGAUGUGGAGGCCACGAUCGAGAGACAACUUCAAGAAGACCUCACAAAUCUAAAUGUGAAUGCGAAGCCGUUUGUGCCCAAUAUAAAUGCUGCCGAAUUUGUCCCGACAUUCACCGUGAAAGAUCCCUCGAAAAAUCUCGAUUCCGCUGUUGCUGUGGAGAAAAUAUCCACCAUGGAGGUGUCUGAAAGCCCUGCUCCAUUGGAGAACGGUGACUCAAAGAUGACCAUAGAGGGCCGAUGGGACCAAAAAGAGGCAGAGCCAAAUGAUGAAGAGCCAGGAGGCGGCGACCGGGGACCAGCAGUGGCAGCUACCAAUGAGGAGACGGCUCCAGAGAUGACGGAGGAGGAAGAGGAAAUGCCAGUGCCCAAGGCUCCACCUACACUGACAGAUGCCCCCAAAAGGGAACACAUCAAUGUUGUAUUCAUCGGACACGUAGAUGCUGGCAAGUCCACCAUUGGCGGACAAAUCAUGUAUCUAACAGGCAUGGUAGAAAAGAGAACCUUAGAAAAGUACGAGAGAGAAGCCAAGGAAAAGAACCGAGAAACCUGGUAUUUGUCCUGGGCUUUGGACACCAAUCAAGAGGAGCGAGACAAAGGCAAGACAGUUGAGGUGGGCCGAGCAUACUUUGAGACGGACAAAAAGCACUUUACUAUCCUAGACGCUCCUGGCCACAAAAGCUUUGUGCCUAACAUGAUUGGAGGUGCAUCACAAGCAGACCUGGCGGUUCUGGUGAUCUCUGCCAGGAAAGGGGAGUUUGAAACUGGUUUUGAGAAAGGUGGCCAAACACGGGAGCAUGCCAUGCUGGCCAAAACGGCUGGCGUUAAGCACCUGAUAGUUCUUGUGAAUAAAAUGGAUGACCCUACAGUCAACUGGAGCCUGGACAGGUAUGAGGAGUGCAAAGAGAAACUGGUGCCAUUUUUAAAGAAGGUGGGCUUCAACCCUAAGAAAGACAUUCACUUCAUGCCAUGCUCCGGGCUGACAGGAGCCAACCUGAAGGAGCCCACUGAUAUGUGCUCCUGGUACACAGGUUUACCAUUCAUUCCACACUUAGACAGUUUGCCACUUUUGAAAAGAUCCAGCGAUGGCCCCAUCAGAUUGCCUAUUGUAGACAAAUACAAGGACAUGGGCACAGUGAUUCUGGGCAAACUAGAGUCAGGCUGCAUCAGUAAAGCACAGCACCUGGUCAUGAUGCCAAACAGGCAUGUUGUGGAGGUAUUGAGUCUCCUGUCGGAUGAUGUGGAAACAGACGAUGCUGAUCCAGGGGAAAACCUCAAGUUGCGUCUGAAGGGUAUUGAGGAGGAGGAGAUCCUGCCGGGCUUUAUCCUAUGUAAUGCUGAGAACCUCUGCCACUCAGGGCGCACCUUUGAUGCCCAGAUCGUCAUCAUUGAACACAAAUCCAUCAUCUGUCCAGGUUACAACGCAGUCCUUCACAUUCACACAUGCAUUGAAGAAGUGCAAAUCACGGCCUUAAUCUGUAUGGUGGACAAGAAGUCAGGAGAGAAGAGUAAGACACGACCACGAUUCGUCAAACAGGACCAGGUCUGCAUUGCCCGUCUUCGCACAGCAGGAACCAUUUGUCUCGAGACCUUUAAAGACUUUCCUCAGAUGGGACGGUUUACCUUACGGGACGAAGGUAAGACCAUCGCCAUCGGUAAGGUGUUGAAGCUGGUUGCUGAGCGGGACUGAAGACGACGGAUAUGUCAGAGAGUCCUGAUGAGAAGGGAAUGGGCAGAGCUUAGUCAAUACCCAGCCCACACUGUUGUCAGCGGCGAGGACACCUCCCUGUCCCGCCUCCCUUUCUGCGUGCCGAAGAUCAGCUUCAGAAAACAAAAAUAACUUGGAAAAAGAAAACCUGUUUUUAAAGCAAACCAAGAUGAAGUCCACACGAGUCGGCUUUCUCAUAUUGAGAGCUCAGCUAUGCCAUUUCUGGGUUAGCACCUCCCUCCACCUCUCCCAUCCCCACUCAUGUCUACACAUCAUUACAUAUUUUUCAUCUAGCUCUUUUUUUCUUCUUUCAUAAAUGACAGAUGGCAGAAGUUAUAUCUGUAAACAGAUGUGGACCAGGAUUUUUGCUUGGAGUAUAAUAAUGAUUUUUCAGAAAUAAACUGCAAAAUAUAUUGUUUGAGAGAACCUAUCCAGUUGAAACCAAAUGUUUAUUUUGGGUGUACAUGUUUCCCUUUGCUUUUACCCAGUUUUUGGUUUCUCUUGGCGUUCAGGCAGUGUCCUUGAGCGUUUUCAAAUAAUGUUAUAAAAGCAAACAACUAUGACAAUAAAAUAACAAAUUGGGAAAACCUCCUUCUCAGAGCACAUUCUAGCAGCUGGCCCUAUGAAUCAGUUUUUAGAUUGCGUCUAAUGGAUGUAGUUUUCAUUUUGAGGAUUAUCUGUUUAUAUAUUGGUUUUUAUUCUUAAACUUCUAAAAAUGUUAAAUCUUAAAAAACUUAAAAAAUUAUUUUCCCCUUUUUUUUUUUUAAUACAACUUGCAACAGUAUUUCUACAAGAAACAUUUACAUGGAAUUUGACCAUUACAUAUUUUUCUGUUCUACAGCUCCUGCGCCUCGGCACAUUAAGUUUGAAAUAAAAUAAUGGUUUCUGCA